CGGACGGGCCGGGAGCGGGGCCAUGAACGGCUCGGCGAACUCGUUGCUGGACAAGGAGGAGCACCCGCUGCAGCUGGGCGAGAGCUUCGAGCGGCGGCCCAAGGCCUCCUUCCACACCAUCCGCUAUGAUUUUAAACCAGCAUCGAUUGAUACGUCUUGUGAGGGGGACCUCCAAGUGGGUAAAGGAGAUGAUGUUACCAUCACUUUGCCACAUAUUCCAGGUUCAACUCCACCAAUGACUGUCUUUAAAGGAAAUAAAAGGCCAUAUCAGAAGGACUGUGUGCUUAUUAUCAAUCAUGACACUGGGGAAUAUGUGCUGGAAAAACUUAGUAGCAGCAUUCAAGUCAAGAAAACAAGAGCAGAGGGCAGCAGUAAGAUCCAAGCACGGAUAGAGCAACAAUCUGCCCGAGCAUCUCAGCCUCCUUCACAGUUCAGAGCCCCAACCAAGCCAGCAGCUGGACCUAAAACUUCUCCUUUGAAGGAUAAUCCUUCACCAGAGCCUCAGCUGGAUGAUAUUAAGAGAGAGCUGAGAGCAGAGGUUGAAAUUAUUGAGCAGAUGAGCAGCAGCAGUGGAAGCAGCUCAUCGGAUUCAGAAAGCUCAUCUGGGAGCGAAGAUGAAAGCUCCAGCAGCGAGGGGGAAGAGCCAGCACAUGUUUCCCCUUCCCAGCCACCACACCAGCAGUAUAACAACAGGAAUGCUGUUGCUAAUGGCACCAGCAGGCCACAAGGAAGCAAUCAGCUCAUGAACACGCUCAGAAAUGACUUGCAGUUGAGUGAGUCUGGGAGUGACAGUGAUGACUAGAGGCUGAGCUUUUGCUGUUUCUGUUACAUAUACAUGAAGAACUAAUUUACCUUGAAGUAAUCCUAUUGCUUAUGAAGAGGAGCUGGCACAGAAAUAGUUCCAUGUGUGGAAUUUUAAUAGAAGAAAUGCAUAGCCCUACAAAAUAGCAGAUGUUGAGGACUGUUUUACUGUGUGAAUUACAUGUAUAUAUUGUGUAUAUUCUUAUUGUCUCAAAGCUUUGAAUGAAUAUGUACAGUGGGUGAGCCAAUGUAUGUUCCUGUCCACCAUCUGUAAGUUUAACAUGUAACUAUAUGAGGUCAUCUAAAAAUUCCUUGUUUGUUGGAGAUGUUCAGCGCAUCAUGACUUUGUCAGGGGACUUUUGUAUAUAGGGUGAACAUGUGCCUACCAUGAGUUUAAAAAAACAUGCAGGAGCUAGUGCGUGCACUGAAGUGGGACUGCCGUAAAUUAAGUUUAAAUACUAAAUUAAUUUCUUUGCUUUGGGACUUUUCUAAUGCCUUUUAAUUGCUAAUUAUUGUUGAUUUAAUAGACUAACCUUUAAACAGUUGGAAAAUUUGGAAAACAGGAGUGAUUAAACCAUGUUCAUCACAAACCUUGCUGCAUCAGUGCCUUAUAAGCAGGUUUUAAAAAUAGUGCUUCAAUUUUUGCCACCUUCCCUAUAGGGAGCAAUACUGAAACCUCUUCAGACUGCUUCUGCAAACAAGAGCUGUGUGUCAUAUACAGCCAGCUGUGCUCUGAGGGCAGUGACUCUAGCAAGAUAAAGGAUACACAUCAAUCACCUAAACUCAUCCAAGUAAGAAUCAGAUCAGCGUUCUCUUUAGAAACUGAAGGAUCUCAUUUAACUCAGACAUUCAGACUUAGUCUUCAGAAAUGCUUACAAUCCCAACUACUAGUGACAUGCAAUGCAAAGUAUUUGACUUAGUGAAAUUCUAAGACUAGAGCCCUCUUUGCAGUUUCCUAGAGAAUGCAAAGAGAAGAGGUGACUAAACAAGUAGCCAUGAAACAGCAGGAGUCUCUCUCCCACCACAGUUGUCAAGGUGGACUUUAGUCCAUAUUGUUCAUUGGAUGGAAUCUCUUUGUGCUUGGCAGGAAUACACAGAACAUGAAAUAUUUUCCUAGCAUGAAACUCACCCCUGUUUAAAGGGGGUUUAAAGGGUGCUUAGUUGGAUUAUCAUUAACUUUUUUGCUCACGUGGAAAAUGAGUUCCAUAGGCAGCCUCUUAGAGCUUGAACACCAGGGUGACUUUUUAAAAUCAAAAUUUUGCUGGCAUAGGACGAGUUGCACCAUAGUUGUGGUGUAAUCCUGGGGAAUGGGAAGCUGAAUCAGAUGCCUCUCCAUUCUCAGGUGUCUGCUUUGCACUGUUCUCAUCUGUUUGUGUUUUAACUCAUUUGUUUACUGAGCUCUGUCCUUUUUUUUAACAUGUUGAAGAUCAAGGGGACAUUUGAAGGGAGAUUUUAUUAAAUGGUUUAUUUUUUGCAUUAGAUACAUAUUUGGGCAUAUUUUUGCAUUCUUGUACAUACAUUCAAAUAUACUUGGUUUUUUUAAAGUGUUUUGUGAUGUAGGUAUGUAUUUUAAUGGACAAUUAUGAAAUAUACUUGAUGAAAAGCCACAAUUGCUCUCCUUUUUUUUUUUUCCUUUUCUCUUUCCCUGUUCAUUCUCUUAACAUUAAAAAUGGUCUCUUUUAGCAAGUUUGUACCAAUUUGGGAUUUCACACUUUGGUACAGGAGAGCUCCAUGGUAUGGUUUGCAGUCUAACAAAUGUUAAUGCUGCUUUUGAAUGUCCCCCAGCUAAAGAUCUGAAUAAGCAGGGAGACAUUUUUGUGAUGCUAUUUGCCAUUACUGGAGCGAAUGCCUGAGUUCUGUUGAUAUUAUUUGCACCCAAGAGGAAAAGAAGCAGAAUGCAGCAUUUUCAUUGCUUACCAUCCACUGUCUUCUCAUGUACUCUAAAAUCCAGGACAUGUAAUAGGAAGUUUAUUAAUUAUGUGUAAAUAAAAGAUA
Molecule: messenger RNA, 2796 nt
Organism: Cinclus cinclus
Lineage: Eukaryota; Metazoa; Chordata; Aves; Passeriformes; Cinclidae
Gene: EAF1
Product: ELL associated factor 1
Exons: 6
Coding region: 23-802 (259 amino acids)
Biological process (GO): positive regulation of DNA-templated transcription; regulation of transcription elongation by RNA polymerase II
Cellular component (GO): super elongation complex
Molecular function (GO): transcription elongation factor activity
Source: RefSeq, a predicted model, not a curated record